Messenger RNA from Aspergillus mulundensis, 2292 nucleotides. It is a transcript of the gene abp2, whose product is annotated as putative ARS binding protein Abp2. The coding region runs from base 1 to 2292 and encodes 763 amino acids. The record is from RefSeq and is a predicted model, not a curated record. NCBI's taxonomy places the organism in Eukaryota, Fungi, Ascomycota, Eurotiomycetes, Eurotiales, Aspergillaceae. The transcript is spliced from 2 exons. Gene Ontology annotation, molecular function: DNA replication origin binding.
AUGAAUCAGGGCGAGCGCAACGACCUCGGCGGCGCUCCCAUGGUAAUCCAGCAGCAAUUUGCCAGGUACCCUGCAUCGCUGGAACCGGGGUUGCAUAGCGCGUCGUCGAUUGGCAGCGCAAAUUCGCAAGUCGCCAGCUCCAAAUCUCCCCCGCUCCAUCGCAAAGCGACUCCCCGCAGUAUACAAUCGUCGCCCACGGUCCCGCGCCCAGCUAUCCCUCCGGGUCCACCUGUGCGCUCGGGGCCGUCGAUGUCUCCUCCGGUAUAUGAUCCCUCGCGCCAAAAACAGUCAGAUGAAAACAGGGUCGACGUUCGAUCUUUACCAUCUCGCGAGAUCACCGACGAAAACAUUGACGAUGCCUACAUUCUUUUCAUCUUCUAUUGCAACCCCAACGUGCCCCUCUCCGCUGAUUCAACCGAGUUGCGCAAAACCUUUCGAUGUCCUCCCCGCAGCGACGGCAAGAGCUUUAGCAUUUUUACGUUAUGGGAACUAAUCAAGAAGCUCGACAACAAGGAGCUUAAAACAUGGAUUCAGCUUGCGAUUGAGCUGGGCGUUGAGCCGCCUGAUAUGGAAAAGAAACAAAGCACUCAAAAGGUUCAACAAUAUGCAGUGCGCCUGAAACGUUGGAUGCGCGCAAUGCAUGUCGACGCGUUUUUCGAGUACUGUCUAGGUCAUCCGCACUCGUACUACACACAGUUGCCACCGAGUAACGCCGUGGUUAGCGACAGCCGUGACGGGGUCCCCUUGGAAGAGGAUCUCGCCUUGCGAGCCCUAGUCCCUCAGUGGAAACCAAAACGAGGAAGAAAGAGGGCGGAGGAGAAAGAUAACUUGAGCGAGAGGGCUCUAAAGAGGCCGCAACUCGACACUUCUGUUGCUACUUUCCAAGCAAACACAUUUGCUGCCCAUUCUCACGCAUUUCCUCAAAGCGCUAUUCCCUUCAGCGCGUUUCCAGAUGAUCUGGAACCGCACGACCCGUGGAUUACAGCGUCCUCGUUCCCAACCGACGCGCCUACAGAUGUGACUAGUACUCAACAGGGGCAAGAUUUCCGCUGGAAAGCCGAUCGUGAAGCGUCCCCUGCUGGUUAUCCACAAUCGGCCGUCAUCCCGAGAGGCCAUCACUCUUCGGACGUCUUUAUUUCGACCACGGAGCCACGGUCUGCAGUUACACCAUCCUCCGGAGAUAAGUCCCGUUCUAAAAGACGACACGGGCCUGCUGUCUCGUCUGCCUGGCCUAACAUCACGACUUCUUCUACUGGGAAGAUGCGCGGCAGGCCUCCGAAUAGGGGAACGAUAUCAGGGCCAUUCUCGUCAUUUCCUGUCAAUCCCAACCGGUCUGAUCCGUCUCAUCUUCACAGCACCGAGGUUAGACCCUCACCCUCCAUUGUCCUGCAUCAAGAUCCUACCAGUUCCCAAUACAACCAAUCCCCGACACCUUUGCAUACAGGUGGAAAACCCAAUAAGCUCCAGCUACAAGUACCCCAGCACUCCGGUGCGCCCGUCCGACUUGCGACCCCGCCUACAUUACUUGUUAACGGGGUGACCAAUCAGUCGGUUGCCAUGAAAAACGGCACCACAAGUUCCCAAGCGCAUGUGUCUGGUACAACUGCAUCUAAUAUCAAUCAGAGCGGUGUCCCCAGCACCGUAAUAAGUCCUGAUGACGUGAUGCGAAUACUCUCGGGCGAGCUACUACAGGCAAAGUUCAUCGGUCGGCAAGUUCCUCUGAGUGUGGAAGAGGCACGGGCUCUAGCGUCCGUAGUGGUGACCGAUCUGACGGUUUCAUACUCCAAAUUACCUUCCGACUGUGCUGCUCUAGCCUCAGCACUGCACCUUGGACUAGGACCGCACUUCGGUUAUCCAGGGGUCGCGAAGAGCACAAUGACGGUACAUAUCAAACCGAAACCUAGAAUUACUGGUAGCUCCGCGACCCCGAACUUGAACCAUGGCGCCAUGGCCCCUUUAUACAGCCUUUAUUUUGAGCAGAGGUACGGAUCAGGCAUGUCGAGUAGAGUCUCGUUUGGAGAUCUACACAUUGGCAACUUCAGCAGCAACCCCUCAAUAGCAUCUGGCACAUUCGACAACGUCCCACGGCCAAAUGAUGAACUGGACAACAAUGUCGCUGAUUUGGAGAGUUUGACUGACGCUGAAUAUGAAGUGGACGAUGGAGAAAGCGUCAUACCUGAAACGACAUGGAAGCAGCGAUACAUGAAGCUCCGCGCACAAACGCAGAAGAGAGAACGAUCCUUGUCUCAAUACAAGCGCAAGAUCCUCGAGUCUGUCAUGGCAGAUAUAUAA